AUGAAUCAAAAAGGGCGCGAGCUGGAGCUUGUGCGGCUUGUCGCCGUGGGCACCCCAGAAAAAGCGACGCAUGAUGGGCGACGUGACGAAGAUCAUGUUCUCGGUGCUUUUGGCUCGUCGGAACUCGUGCUCGAACUUGUUCCCCUGUAUUUUCAAUACGUGCAUAACAUCGCCCACACUAUUUUCCAUGAACCGAGUUUUAUGCAUCGCCUUCAAGAAGGCAAAGCAUCCAUGAUUCAUGUCUAUGCGAUGUGUGCUCUCGCUGCUCGAUUCUCUGAAAAUCGGGUAUUCAACAACAUCACCCCAUGCGCCCGAGGGAAAAUAUAUGCGACAGAGGCGAUCCGCCGAUGCCAAGAACAUAUGAUCAUCCCGACGCUCGAAACCGUGCAAGGGUUUCUGUUGGUAGGAUUUUACUUCGGCGGCGAAGGUAAUAUCCAAGGAAAGCAUGUGUACGUCGGUCUGGCUCGUCUGCAUGCCGACUUAUUGUGUCCUGCGGAUACCGCGACGGUCGUACUUCGAGAGGAGCGCCGUCGGACAUGGCUCACCAUAUUUAUUGCCGUUCAUUGGUCUGCAUCAGAUAUGGCAGUUGAGCCCACCUCUCCAUUCCACGACAUGGCUCCUCUCCCAGAGAUUGAUGAUGCCGAUUUUCAAACGCUCAGUGCCGAGCUACUUGUAGAGUCGAGGACUUCGCCUUCUUCCAAGUGUGAUAUGUGGGCUCAGAUGGGGCGAACCCUCAACAUAUAUACGAGGAUCAAUGUCCUACUGCGCCGUCUCAGUCAAAAUGCAAUUUCUUUCGAGGAAUUCUGCAAGGAGGCUGCUGUGCUGGAGCAUGGUCUGGAUCAGUGGGCGAAGAAUCUCCCACCUAAUCUGACAUACUCCUACGACAACUUCAUGCUCAUGAUCGAAAAGCAAGUCGGAAAAACAUUCUUAUCCAUGCAUAUUGGAUAUUACCAUUUCCGUCAGAUGCUUCUUUUCCCAUUCUUGGAUACACGCCUUGCGCGGUGGACUACUCGAGAUAGAGCGGCGAAGUGCAAGGAGAGUGCGUCAAUCGUGUCGGAUAUUCUCAGAUAUGCUCAAACAACACCCAAGUGCAAGAUGGAUUACUUCAUCUAUGGGCAUAUUGCGGUUGUCAGUUCCAGUGUUCACCUGCACACUUUACUCUGCGUUGAUGACCAAUCAGACUUGAGCUCUGCUCGACAACGUCUGGUGUUUAACUUUCAGUUCCUCAUGGGCCUCAAAGCUUACUGGUCGAUUGUUGAACAUUACGUGACUCAUCUACGAUCCUUCCAGAACUACUGUAGGGACUCCAUGUCAGAUGCAUUCGUAUUGGACAAUUGGAUGGCCCGAUUCCUUACCGAACAUUCUUCGGCUUUAUCGGAGAGGCGGGAUACCAGCGCCGAUCGACCCUCACUUGGUGCGGAUGAACCGUCUUCAUUACCGUCUGGACUGAACGAGUUAAUGCAGUCUGGGAGUAGCUCCGAUUCCCAAGCGGAAGCUGGCGUUGCUUCUGGGGUCGUUAGCAUGAAGCCCACGGUUGAUCCAACAAUCGAAUUCAGUGACCUGUCUCAGCUUCUGGAUGAUCGCGGCAUGACCGGCGAGGCGAUCGUGAACAGCGCUCUCAAUUGGCUUUUAGAUGAUGAUCUCAGAAUGGAGCAGAUGCAAUGA
Penicillium cataractarum is the source of this 1665-nucleotide messenger RNA. RefSeq names its product fungal specific transcription factor domain-containing protein. The coding region runs from base 1 to 1665 and encodes 554 amino acids. NCBI's taxonomy places the organism in Eukaryota, Fungi, Ascomycota, Eurotiomycetes, Eurotiales, Aspergillaceae. Gene Ontology annotation, molecular function: DNA binding; zinc ion binding. Gene Ontology annotation, biological process: DNA-templated transcription. The record is from RefSeq and is a predicted model, not a curated record. Gene Ontology annotation, cellular component: nucleus. The transcript has 4 exons.